AUAAGAAAAAAGACAAUUUUUUUUUUUAUUUUUUUUUUCACAAGCAUUUUUACUGAAAAACAAAAGGAAAAUUGAAGAAAAACAGCAUGUGAAUCACAGAAUAUAUAUUUUUUGCAAUACAGAGGAAGAAGAAGGAUCGGUUUGAUUGAUCAUUCAUCAAUGAAGAAGGAAAAGGAUAAAGGAAAAGAAAUUGAUGUAUCAAGCCCCAUCAGUGCCGAAGAAGAAGAAGACACUGAUGAUAAACAAUUACCUUCUUUUCCCUCUGUUAGAUUCUCUUCUCGUAACGCUUCUUCCAAAUAUGAUUUUGUGAAGGUAAAAGUGUGGUUGGGUGAUAAUGCGGAUCAUUACUAUGUUCUUUCCAGAUUUUUGCUUAGUAGAAUGUUAACUGUAACCAAGAUUCCAAACCAUGUAGCUAUCAAAAUUGCUCUUGAACUGAAGAAGCUUCUAAUAGACAACAGCCUUCUAGAUGUAUCUCAGUCUGAUUUGGAAGCCAACCUAUUUAAGCUUAUGGAGCGGCGAGGAUAUGGAGAAGAGUACAUUAAUCGCUAUAAGAUGAUGACAAAGUUUCACCAUCAAAGAGUUCCACUAGUGAUCCUUGUCUGUGGAACUGCUUGUGUCGGAAAGUCUACUAUUGCAACUCAGCUGGCACAAAGACUUAAUUUGCCAAACGUAUUACAGACAGAUAUGGUUUACGAAUUGUUGCGCACAUCAACAGAUGCACCAUUGGCUUCAACUCCUGUUUGGGCUCGGGACUUCAAUUCAUCAGAGGAGUUAAUAACUGAAUUUUGCAGAGAAUGCAGGGUUGUUCGUAAAGGUUUGGGCGGUGAUUUGAAAAAGGCAAUGAAAGACGGAAAACCAAUUAUAAUUGAGGGAAUACAUUUGGAUCCUAGCAUUUAUUUAGUGGAGGAUGAGAACAAAACACCUUCUGCUGUAAAUACAGGAAAUAAAGAAAUAAAUCCAGUGUCUGCGGAAUUGGAUGAUAAUACUGCAAUAAACACACAAAAUAUUAAUGUUGGUAGUGGCGAUGAGCCGAGUAGUGAUCCCAAGAUUUUGAGCUCGAAUGAGGGAGUAAAUGAUGACAUUGUGGAUGCAGUAUCAAAUUCCAUGUCAACCGUGGGACUAGAUGGAAACAAAACCGAACAUAAAGAUGCUUCUCUUCCAGAAGUGGAGAUAGAAAAAAUAACUGUUAGUAAGGAGAAGUCAGGCCCCAAACCAAUAAUUGUGCCUAUCGUUUUGAAGAUGGCUGAAUUUGAUCAUAAGGCAUUACUUGAAGAGUGGAUCUCCUCUCGUACAUUUAUCGAAAAGUGCCCAGACCAGGAUCAUGAUAAACUCAUAGCCAACUUGAAAACCAUACAAGACUAUCUGUGCUCGUUCACAUCACAGGGGUUGACCGUAGUCAAUGUAUCCGCAACAACAUUUCCUCAAACAUUGGAUUGGCUGCAUGGUUAUCUUCUCCAGUGUAUUGAGCAAGGUACUUCAUUAGGGUCACAUGAAAAUGUUACACAAGUAGCUGCAAAAUAGUUUUUAUGAUGCUGGAGAAUAAUCCAUAAUUAUUGAUGAUUUCUCAUUUUGUGAGGCCAUGCUUGGAAAAAGAUAUCAGCAUUUCUUUGUAAAACUUGUAAUUAUUUAAUCCAUAAUUAUCAACAUUUUAACUGAGUUAAUUAUGUGUUUAUUUAAUCUUUGAUGGCUUUUCCCUCUUCUCA
Molecule: messenger RNA, 1703 nt
Organism: Trifolium pratense (red clover)
Lineage: Eukaryota; Viridiplantae; Streptophyta; Magnoliopsida; Fabales; Fabaceae
Exons: 15
Coding region: 160-1521 (453 amino acids)
Source: RefSeq, a predicted model, not a curated record